AUCAGCUCUUAAUGAAAUAUUGAUAUUGACAUAUUUAAACGAAUUUUAAGCAAUGCAUUAGUGUAGUUUGUUAUAAACGGGAUCGUGUGAAAAUGAGGGACCUGAAAAAAGUUGGAUCAGUUAACAUUAUCGACCCAUCAGAAUUACUAAGACCCGAACCAAAAUUCGCUCAAAAACCUGUUGGUCAAUUUAGAGAUUAUACCAUAGACGAGAAUGACCCGAUUAAAGAACGAGUCAGGAAAACUUACGAAUUGAUGCACACCAAUCAGACUGUGAAAUUUGUACAAGAAAAAAUUGAAAAAUGGACGAAAUUCGAUCACUUCAAACUAACUAUGAAGGAUGCUCUCAUUAAAUUAAAUGAUUUGGUAGAUGAAAGUGACCCUGAUGUCGAUAUUCCAAACAUAGUACAUGCUUUUCAAACAGCAGAAAGAAUAAGAAAAGAUUAUCCAGAUGAUGAUUGGUUCCAACUUACAGGAUUAAUUCACGACGCAGGAAAAGUUCUUGCCUUUUUCGACGAGCCUCAAUGGUGUGUAGUAGGAGACACCUUCGUAGUAGGAUGCGAAUGGGGUGAAAAUAUUGUAUACAGAGAUACUUCAUUCAAAAACAACGUAGAUGGUCAAAAUCCAAAGUACAAUACAAAAUAUGGUAUCUACAAACCUAACUGUGGUCUAAAAAAUCUGAUGAUAUCUUGGGGACAUGACGAAUAUCUAUACAGAAUGCUGAUACACAACAAAACAAAACUUCCACCACAAGCAUUAUCCAUGAUAAGAUAUCACAGUUUCUAUCCUUGGCAUUCUGGUGGAGAUUACGAACAUCUUAUGGUUGAAUCAGAUAAAGACAUUAAAAAAUGGGUAUUAAAUUUUAAUCAGUACGAUUUGUAUACCAAGAGCAGUGAAGUACCUGAUAUUGAAAGUUUGUGGCCUUACUAUGAGAAACUCAUUGAGAAGUAUAUACCCGGUGUAUUGGAAUGGUAGAUAAACAAGAAAUUAAAUGGCAACAACUUAUUUCAAAAUUAGUCAAUUAUAUUAAUUAUAUGCUAAUAUUUUGUUCAAUAUUCAUUUAUUUUCUAUAAACUAAUAAAUCAAUUAUCAGUAUAUUAACGUUUAUAAAGUUGUAAAUAGCUUACGUGGUCGCUAUGUAAUAUAUUUACAUUUCGUGUUAAAUAUUAUACUUUAUCCACUCCUCAUCAAAAAUAAUAGACAUAUUAUA
This is a messenger RNA of Diorhabda sublineata, 1209 nucleotides long. Its product is annotated as inositol oxygenase. Lineage: Eukaryota; Metazoa; Arthropoda; Insecta; Coleoptera; Chrysomelidae. The transcript is spliced from 6 exons. Gene Ontology annotation, biological process: inositol catabolic process. Gene Ontology annotation, cellular component: cytoplasm. The coding region runs from base 93 to 974 and encodes 293 amino acids. Gene Ontology annotation, molecular function: inositol oxygenase activity; iron ion binding. The record is from RefSeq and is a predicted model, not a curated record.